CAAUCCUAUUCAAUCCUAUCUUCUCUAAUACGCUAUCUCUACUAUCUACUUCUUUCCUCUCCACACUUUACUUAAACAAACCUUAUCCACGCCUACUCAAACCUAUACAAUGGCGAACCAAUGCUCCGGUCACUCCUUUGCCAUCACCCAGGCCAGCAACGGCAACAUUCUCACCUGGCACUGCCAUGACUGCACCGGCGGUCCAUUCACGGCCGUCUGGCUCUGCAAGAUCUGUGGCUACGUUCGCUGCCACAGCUGCCACCAGUCCAAGUCAUAAUAAACAUACAUGUUUCGGUAUGUUGCUAUCUCCAAUGAAAACAACCACCUAUCUAUG
This is a messenger RNA of Aspergillus glaucus CBS 516.65, 334 nucleotides long. RefSeq lists its product as uncharacterized. Lineage: Eukaryota; Fungi; Ascomycota; Eurotiomycetes; Eurotiales; Aspergillaceae. The record is from RefSeq and is a predicted model, not a curated record. The transcript has a single exon. The coding region runs from base 110 to 277 and encodes 55 amino acids.